This is a messenger RNA of Austrofundulus limnaeus, 1698 nucleotides long. It is a transcript of the gene mrps30, whose product is annotated as mitochondrial ribosomal protein S30. Gene Ontology annotation, molecular function: structural constituent of ribosome. The transcript is spliced from 5 exons. The coding region runs from base 98 to 1372 and encodes 424 amino acids. Gene Ontology annotation, biological process: translation. The record is from RefSeq and is a predicted model, not a curated record. Gene Ontology annotation, cellular component: mitochondrial large ribosomal subunit; mitochondrion; ribosome. Lineage: Eukaryota; Metazoa; Chordata; Actinopteri; Cyprinodontiformes; Rivulidae.
UAGGUGGCGGUAAUGCACCUUAACGUUGUUUGCCAACCGCAAAAAACACAAGAAGAAGAAAAAGAAGCAGAAGAAGAAGAAGAGUUGUAGAAGAAACAUGGCGAUCCGCAUGAGGUUGUCCUUGCAGCUUUGUAAAGUUUUUCCUCCGUUCAGAAACCAAAAACUCGUCCACACUGAAGCCGCGGCCAAWGAACCCGCGUACCCGCCCAUAGUCCCCUCUCUCACGGCUAAAAGCAAGUCGGCUCUGCGGCGACAGAUCCAGAUAGCAGUUGAAAAGAUCCGCGCCUCUCCCAUCGACCAGAAGAUAUUUUCCAUCACUAAAAAGCAGUCGCUGAAAUUUGUUGUCUAUCCGCAGACUUUCGCUCUCAACGGGGACAAAUGGCACCAGCACUUCACCAAGACCGCAUACAUCCCGGGCCUGCCCGACAAGUUCACCGCGGCGSCGCCACAGGGCUCCCUGUCACCGGUACCGGAGAUCGACGAUGCUGCGUUCGAGGACAUCCGCGACCUGGUCAGGCGUGUGAUUUUACAGGAGCGCUGGCACAAGGUGCAGAAACGUCCACCAUUCACGUACAGAAGGCAGGACACGUUGGCCGGUCCUUUCCUGAGGAGCCUGGUGUCUGAACUCAUCUGCACGUUGUGCAAAUACAACCCGCUGCUCCGGCAGUCCAGCCUGGAUAUCAGUCCACAGGUGAGCUUUUACUGGAGGAGGGGUAAUAGAAUAAUCCCAAAGGGCCACCGCGUAGGCCACCUGGAGCCAACCAGGUUCCAGAUUGACGACCAACCACUGAGCCAGAUUAGAAUAACUCAGCAGCUGCCUCAGUUUACCCCGAUGGAGGCUUCAUACACAGCUGAAGUCCCAGAUUACCCUUACGCUCCUAACCUGAUGCCUCUGUUUAAAAGACAGUAUGCCAACCAUAUUUUCACAGGGGCAAAGCUACCAGACCCAGCGUGCUAUGGUCACACUCAGUUCCAUCUAAUCCAGGACAAAUUCCACAGAGACCGCCUGGCCCGGCUAGACAGGUCAGACCAGGUAGAGGYCGUCCUCAGAGCCAACGCAGUGGCCAGUCUCUUCGCCUGGACUGGAGCUCAGGCCAUGUACCAGGGUUUCUGGAACUACGAGGACGUGACGAGACCCUUUGUGUCGCAGGCCGUCAUCUCAGAUGGCCCCUUCUUCUCCUUCUUCUGCUACCAGCUCAACACCGUGGCGCUGUCCGUGGAAACYGAUGCCAACAACCCCAGGAAGAACCUCCUGUGGGGCACCGAGAGCCUGCGGCUGUACGAGGACGUGCAGGACGGAGAGGUGGUGGGCCUGAACGAUGACGUCAUCAAGCUCSUGAUCCAGUUUCUCUUGAAUCGGCCGGAGAACUGAGCCGGGGAGAUAUGUGCGGGGAAAUUUGUUUGUUGGAAACCUGGAAGCUUUGCCUCCUUUUGACAGUUCUGGAUUGAGCGUGAUCAGCACGCUUCACGUGUGAUUCAUGUUCAGAUCAGAGCUUCACAGCAUUCACGUCAGGGUUUUUUGUUUGCARUAAUCAUCACAUUGCUCUAUAAGAACAGUCUUGUUAAAAGCAGCUUUUAAAGUGCCUGUGACGCACAUAUCCUUCAAAUACAAAAAGUCAAAGAAAGCAUYUUUAUUCUUAAGAAAAUUGGCAUAGUACACAUGAUUUUAACCAUUUUGUCACAUAACUGGCCUAUUUU